GAUCCCUUGCAAUCUCUUUAGAUAGUUUUCUCAGAGCUCCAAAGGAAUACUCAAGAGGCCAGUGAUUACCAAUCAACUCUGCCUCUUCCCUCCGCGGGAACCUGACUGCACCAUGCUGGGCCGCAAGGAUCGCACACAGACCUAACACCCGUACUGUGCCGCGAUGAGCAGGUACAAGAGAGAAGAGAGAACAAAAUGAAUGGUGGCAGUGAAAGUGGAGGAGGAGAUAACUAUGGAGGGGUCCCAAUGGUCCAGGUGCCUAUUGGCUGGGAGAGGAGGGUGGAGCCAGGCACUGUGCUAUACAUAAGUCCAAGUGGUACAGUUCUUACCUCUAUGGAUCAGUUGAAGACCUACCUGGUGAUGGAUGGAACUUGUAAGUGUGGCCUGGAGUGUCCCCUUAACAUCUACAAGGUUUUUAACUUUGAUCCUAGAGCUGUGGUGAAGAGGCGCAGCGCAGAAGACGUGAAGGCUGAGGAGGAUAUGACCAAACUCUGCAACCAUCGUAGGAAAAUUGUGGCCCUUGCUACCUUGUACAAGAGCAUUGAAAGUACUCCCCUUGCACUACAAAAUCAAGCUGCUGGAUGUGGCUCAAGUCAAAAUUUUCAUGCACCAUCCACCAGCCCAAAGAUGGGACAACACCCUUGUUCACUCGAUCCUGACAUCUUCACGAAACUAAUGAUGGAGAAGGCCCAUAGCAUGCCUGCUCACCAUUCUGAGAAUCCCCUGGAUCACAAAUCGGAUACUUUCACUCCUAACCCUGGAGAAAGGUACUCUGGCUUACGAUCCAGUCAGCGGCCUGUUGUGCCCAGGCAUCAUGGGGCACCUCUUGGUGAGUCCUAUGCCUUAAGAAACUGUCCAACGGUGCCAUCAAAUGGUAACUAUGAGUUGUUUUCAAGGACUUCGCAAGCCAUAUCUAAUGAACUGUGUUCCAGUUCUUUCUCACAAGUAAAGUCUUCCCAACACCGGCCUUCCUAUCCCUCAUGUAGUCAAGAACUUGCAGGCCUCUCCCCCAAACCGAUAGCUCUUAAUGCUUGUAGCUUUGUGCCAGGUGGCGCAUUCUCCAGGACGCUGGAUGAGUCUCCUCAGGUGUCUCGACGGCCUUUUGCCUUUCCUGAGAAAGAUCCGCUAGGCAUCUUGGAUUCCAACAGCUGUAGACCACCUACUCCAAAGCACCAUGUAUUAAACUCUCCUCCCUUAAUUCAGUCUCAGGUUCCCUUAUUGAACCAUCACCCUACUCCUGAGCACAACCCAAGCAACAUGAACUCCCUUGCACUGCCUCCUCCUCCAUUUUCACCUUUCACCCGUAGUGGAGUACUGACUUCUCCUUCUACAACUAGGUCUUCAAUAUCCUCCAUCUCUUCCCCAGCUGGCAGUGUGGAGCCAUCCCCUCAGCGGUCCCGCCACUCAUCUGCCUCCUCUGAGCACUUUCCUGCCCCCACAAGGUCAAGUUCUAGAUCUCCCAGGCCCAUCAGCCCUCCCAAGCGCUCUGUGCCCCACAGUCCAAAAGCAAUACUUGAAGGCCUCUCUCCUUUUGGGCAGGCCCAACUGGGAUCUUCUUCAAAUGCCAGCCAUGCCUUAACCCACCAAAGCAAUAAAUCAGCACCACCGGUGUCUUUGGGAGCAGCGCAAGGCUUACUGGGCUUUCCUCUCGGGUGCAUAUUGGGUCAGCAAAGCAAUGCUUCCUUCCCAGCCAGCAGCCUCCUUACUGCUGCUGCUAAGGCCCAAAUGGCAAAUCAAACCAAACCUGAAACCACAGCCCCAAGCACUUUACCCAGCCGAUUGCUGAAUCCCAAUACGUUGCUUUCUACAUCUGUCACACAGGAAGGUCGGUCCCUUCCCAGCAGGACUCAUUCCCAGAGAAGGGAUGUAAUGGUGAAGAGAAAAAGACGAAAGAAUUCUCCAGGCCUUGAUACCAGUCCACAGGAUACUAGUAAGGUUCUCCAAACUCCCAGUAGUCCUAGUGGGCACUCCCGAUUAAAUUCUUGUGUAUCAAAGUUUGCUGGAUUUGGGGGACAGCUUGAUGAAGACAUGGGAAAAUCCAAAGUUCUUAAUACACAGUCAGUGUCUGGUCAGACUCCCUCUUCCCUUCAAAUGCCUCGUACAUCUGUGGAGGAGCCCCCAAGCCAAAGCAAAAAUCUAAGCAUGUCUCCAGCUUCUCAAGAUAUCAGCAACCAUCUUCUUGGCCUUGUAGGGCAAAUAGUCCAGACUGCUACAGAACAGAACUCAGGGACUCCUUUACCACUGAAGUUACCUUCAACACCCACUGGGGCAAAUCCAUCUUCAUCCUCUGGCCGACCCAACCAGUCUCCAGUACCAAAAUCUUCUCCAGCCCCCAGCCUGUCACAAAGUGGUAUCACAGAAGGCAACAGUGAUCUGCCAUGUUCUCUGCCGUCUGCUGGGGACAGUUUCUCCUUCUUGAGCCAGGAUCAAGUCUUGCCAUUUUCUGCCACACCUGCGCUUUUAAACCUAGCCAUGCUAGGUUCAUUGCCACUCUCCUUCAGCUUGAACCAGCAACAACAGCUGCUUAACCAAGGCUUAGUCAAUUUACUGUCCUCAUCUAUAUUGGGAAGUGCAGAUCUUGGCCUCUUGGGACUCCAGAAUCCUCCUUUGACGUUGUCCUCUUUGGGUGAUCCAGAAACUAGUGCUCUGCAAGCUCUACUUAUGGCAUCUCUUCUACAUAAUCCUCUUUUACCACUGGGAGGACUUGGACUACCACAGCUUGAUAUUCCACCUCAGAAUCAACAACAAAACAGCCUUCUGUCAUCUCUCGCACCUUUGCUGGAUGCUCUGCCCUCUUCACAUACUGACACAACUGAGAAACCUGAGACACACCUGACCUUGUCUGAGACUUUCCCCGAAAACUCACUCCAACCACUGCUCUUCCCUCCUGUCUCUGCCUCUCCAGCCCUCAUGGCCCUGAAUUCCGCACUACUGGCUGCCAGUUUAGGGGCUGUUGACUCCUCUGCCUGCCCUGGACAGAGCUGCAUCAAUACCUCCUGCUCCGGGUCUGCCUCUAUUACUACAACCACUAAUUCACCUGCCUUAUCAGAGGGGAAGAUCCCUCCGUCAGAGCCACACAGCCCCUUCCAGCUCCAACCAUCACAAGCGACGUUGUCUGGAAGGCUAAACACACUAAUGCCCCCUCUGCUCAACCCUCUGCUCACUGCUGGUUUGUUGGGUGAUCUGGCAGCGCUGAACUCAAAUCCUGGUGCCCAGUUGGGAAGCCUUCACUCUUUUCUAGGAGCUCAGGCCCUGCUACACAACCAGCAGGCAUUUUUACCAUCUCUUCCAGGAGCCCUGGGAAUGCACUUCUUCCAGGGACAGUCACUUUUACAAGGACAGCGGAGCAAUGCUCAGACACAUUCAAUGUCAGAGAAAGAAGUCAACUCUUCGUCUCAGCCAGAGACCUGCAUUACACCCACAUCUCAGCCCCCAUCAAUCUCUCAACAGCCAUCUGACUCCAAUUUCCCUUCCCAGAGACCUGAUAUGACUAACAGGUCUCAGACUUUGCCGCUGCCCUUGUUGCGACCUGGUUCCUAUGUCUCCAACACCUCAAGUGCCUUUGAAAUUGGACUUAUCCCCAAAGGCUCCCCAUUUCAGGGACCAGUCCGAACUGACCUUCCCCCGGACACACCUUCUGAUCCCCCAAGAACAGAUACAUUAUCCCAGUCAUUGGAUCCUCCCUCUGAGACAGAACCAGAAGCAUCUCCACUGAAAAGGUGCAGGAUGCUUACUGAUGCUGUAAUUUCCUCUGAAGUCCCUAACGGAGCUUCCCCAAACCUCCCAUGGAUGGGUUCACCUCAUCCACCCAAUACGUCAAACCUUCCUGAAAGAGAACUCUCUAAGGGUAAAGAGCGAAGCUAUAGGUUCAAUGGUCGCUCCCGAGGAGAGAGAUCUUAUGGUCGUCGACCCCGUGGUGAUAGGCUCUCCAGUUCACGGCACUCGUACUGGAGAUUCAAUGGAGAGGAAGCCACACAGAACGAUGGAGAAGAAGCAGGUCACAGUCAAGAUCUGACCCAGCCUGUGCUGGCAAUGUCUCCAUAUUCUCACCAUUGGCAGGAAGAGGGAGGACAGCCCAGGGAGCAGGAGGUGGAUGUGCCACCCCAGCUGCUGAAACGCUCCCGGCGUGGCAGAAGAAGAGGCCAAAAUUCACAGAGGAUGAAUUCUCGCCUAGAAGACGUUCCUGCAAAAUGGUCAAGUGUGGAUCCCGCUAAUGGAUUAAAUGCUGAACGUCCCAUUGUCCGGCAAAACAGGCCUGGCCGUCCUGCCAAGAACAGAAGACGGAGGAUGAUUUAGCAUAUUUUAGCCAGUUUUAUUACAAUACCAUAUUCGGCAGACCUGUAUCUGCACUCUUCACCUCAAAGGCACUUCCCAUAUCCUCAGACAACCUUACAGUUUAGUCUGCAUACAGCUAGCUAGAGAUUAGAAUUGAUAUUUGUCUUUCCCUGUAAAAGAAACAAACCAUA
Molecule: messenger RNA, 4466 nt
Organism: Nanorana parkeri
Lineage: Eukaryota; Metazoa; Chordata; Amphibia; Anura; Dicroglossidae
Gene: MBD6
Product: methyl-CpG binding domain protein 6
Exons: 12
Coding region: 196-4296 (1366 amino acids)
Molecular function (GO): DNA binding
Source: RefSeq, a predicted model, not a curated record